This is a messenger RNA of Mollisia scopiformis, 1326 nucleotides long. RefSeq lists its product as uncharacterized. The coding region runs from base 1 to 1326 and encodes 441 amino acids. The record is from RefSeq and is a predicted model, not a curated record. NCBI's taxonomy places the organism in Eukaryota, Fungi, Ascomycota, Leotiomycetes, Helotiales, Mollisiaceae. The transcript is spliced from 5 exons.
AUGUCGCGACCGGAGAUUGAAGAUCUUCAGUGUGACUUCGCGACUCCUGCCUGCUCUCCAUGCAUUCGAGCCCAGAAACUCUGCUCGGGCUAUAGAGAUACCCGUCAACUCCGUGUUCGCGACCAGAGCCAAGACGUAAGGAGAAGAGUUAUCAGUAAACUGAGUCCUUCUCCUCCACACCUGCAUUCUCUCUCCCAGGCUCUCCAUGUGCAGGCGCGGGAGUCUUUCUUUCUCCAUUAUGUUACUGGAACUUUGAAGACGUGGGACUUCCUUGAAAAGUACUCGGAUUCUACAGAUAUACCACCAUACCUGGCUUCAGCAUUGAUGCUGGGUACGGCCGAAGUGAGAAUUCUCGGACGUCUGAGUACAAAUCAUUUGAUCAGUUCUGUUGCUAGUAACUUAGCAGUGCCUAUGGAUCUGCAAGAAGUCCGAGCAUACUGCGGAGAACAUCUCAACGUAGUGGAUCCGAAGUGGCGGCUUUCGGAUCUGAUGGUUUCCUAUGCCAAUCUUCGCAGUCAAAUUCGCGGUGCAUAUUCUAGCUCCAUCAACUCGACGGAAAAGCUCUGGGAUAAUCAAGUUGAUCAAUACCCAAGUCGACAUGUCACCCAGACAUGGAACGUCUGUCGCCUUAUCAGGAUACUUCUGAACGAAUCAAUUCUCAAGUACUCAGGAGAAUUAGAGCGAAAAACCACGACGACCAACGGCGUGGCUCCGAGACAGACACUGAGGGACAACGUUGAGAUGCUGGCGAAAGAAAUUUGUUCUUCUGCGCGGCAGUAUACGGACUGCCGAGACAAAUCCAACUUAAUGAAAUCUGGAAUACAGACUACCCUGCCGCACACUCAUAACCCCGCAGAGAAACUGGACUGCUACACCACGAUCUUUCCACUUUAUAUUGCGGGGCAGUCGAAGUGUACUCAACAAAGACGGAGAGACGAAGGGUCACAGGUGGCUCAGGACAAGAUUCGAAAUCUAAUGUUCGCAUCUUCGGCCACAGAAUCUGAAACCAUCCAUGCCGCUGUCGACCCUCAUCUAAGUCUCCCACUCGCCACUGUUUAUUCGCCUACUCUGCCCAAAGCUACGACGCAUCCCGCUCAAUACAAGGCUACAAUGGGAGCACAACGUCAUUUCGAGGCAUGGACUAAGUCUUUUCGAGUGCAGGCAAGCCAAAAUCUGACCCUCGGAUUUUUCACGGGAGAUGCAAUCGCCUUUCGUCAUGCACUUCAAUACCGCCAAUUCAACACCCAUGGCUCAUCGAAUUGGUAUCGUACUCGACAUGUCAUGGAACCUUUCAACUUUGAUCACAAUGGAGAAGGGUGGCUUUGA